AGCUUACUGGUGAUGAAGCUCUCACGUGACCAAGAGCUGACGUGGGCAAAGGUACUUAAAGCCUUACGGCCAUUCCUGCCAUCUUCCUCCGGGUACCCAAGGCUAUUAUAGCUGCGGUCUGCCAGGCGAGACGGAGAAAAUUCCCUCAGAACUGGUCAGACACCCGGCUGCCACAACCCUGCCCCCUCCCCUCCCCUCCCCUCCCAGCCCCCUGCCCCUUCUAGGGUGCUAGGAAAUGGGUGUGCCAGCUUCUGUGGGAGAGAUGGAGGAUUUGGCCCUGUAUGGGCUGCUGGCUGACCGUGAGAGAAUCUGGUAUUGAACCGCCAUGCUAACUGCCAAGCUGCUUUCCAGACACCUGCGGCCCACCCAGACCUUCACCCUGAAAAAAGGAAUUCGGAGAGGAAAAAGCUAACCUCAGGCCUCUUGUUCUGGAUGCUGAUAUGUCUAUCAGGUUCUUAGGCUGUCUCUGCAGUCUGUAUUCCUGCCCUUCAGCCUCAGCACGAAGCUCUGGCUGAAUUAGAGGAAGGAGAAAGACCUCUGAAUUCUUGCAGAUCCGUCUACCUUUAGGCCCUGCAGCCACAAGCAGAGUGGAAAUUGCUCCUGAUCCCAGGAAGCUGGUCCAGCUCAGCUUGCAGUCCCAGAAGAACUUUCAAACCUGAGCUUGAGAGCCUCCCUCCGACUGGUGUAUCCAUUUCACUGAAGCAAGCCAGUUCCACAACCUGGAUCAGAGACUCAGUCCAGGUGUACCAUGAGCCGAGCUCGGGAUGCUGGCUGUGUAGCUGCUGGAAUAGUGAUUGGGGCUAGUGCCUGGUACUGUGUCUACAAAUACACUAGGGGGAAAGAACAGAAGAAGAAGAGACUGGCCAAGCCCAAGAACCGGGCCUCUGUGGGUACUGGAACUAGGGCUAGAGCUGGGCUAAGAGCUGGUUUCACAAUUGACCUUGGGCCAGGAUUCAAUCCCCCAACCCCAGUCAGUGUUGAGACAAUGAACAAGGCCGAAGAAGCCUCCAGUCUUGCCACAGCUGUAGCUGAAGAGGUGGCACCCACUGCACCCAGUCCUAAGGUUCAGAAUGGGGCAGAAAGGAAAGUCCAGGAGCUAAAGUCAGGAACUGAGGCUAAUAUGGAAUCUAUAGUCAUGACUUCAGCUGCCUGUGCAGUUACACCUCCUCCCAAGGUGACAGGGCCUCUCACUGCUGCAGAGGCUCCAGAAAUAGUAGGGGGUCCCAAAGUGGUAGAAACUUCUAGCACCACAGAGGCCUCUGCGGCAGUAGCAUCCCUUGGGCCAGCAGUAUCUCCGAGGGUAGCACAGUCUCCUGGGCCAGCAGCACCUUCACCAUCAAUAGUGUCUCCUGGGCCAACAGCAAUUCCCUGGGCAGUAGCACAUCCUGGGACAGUCCAGUCUCCUGGGUCAGCAGCAACUGCCAUGGCAGUGCAGUCUCUUGUGCCAGCAUCCCCUUCGUGGGCAGUAGUAGCACCUCCUGGGGCAGUCUACAUUCCUGUGGCAGCCCACUUCACUGGGCCAGCAGCAGCUCCCAGGAUAACCCAGUCCCCUGGCACGGUGAUACCUCCGCUUCCACCCCCAUCAUCAGUGCUUCCCAGGGGAGUCCCAACAGUGCCUACCAGAACAGUUCAGUCUCCCGGGGCAGCAGUACAUCCUGUGGCAGCCCAGUCUCCUGGGGUAGUGCCUCCUAGGACUGUCCAGUAUUCUGGGGCAACAGUGCCUUCCGGGGCACCAGCAACUCCUAGGGCAGCGGCAUCUACCCAGAGGGCAGCAACCACAGAGGUCCCUAGGGCAGCAGCACCUGCUGAAGCUACAGGGACUCCUGGAACAGGAACACCUGCCGUGGUAGCUGAGGCUUCUCUGCCCAUGCAUUCUGGGGCUGCAGAGACUCCUGGGACUUCAGGGUCCUCUAAGACAGCAGCCACAGGCAAGAAAGCAGCCCCAGGAGUUCACACUGGGGCUAUACCUAAGACUGGGGCAGCCACUGGAGCUGUUCCCAAAGGUGGAGGCAAAGGUGGAAACAAGAACCGGAGUGGAGGCAAGGGCAAAAAUAGGAAGAACAAGGUUGAAGUGGAUGAAUUGGGGAUGGGUUUCCGUCCUGGUGAUGGCGCAGCAGCGGCUGCUGCAGCUUCUGCUAAUGGGGGGCAAGCCUUCCUAGCAGAGAUCCCUGAAUCUGAGGAAGGGGAGUCUGGGUGGACUGAUACUGAGUCAGAUUCUGACUCUGAGCCAGAGGUCCAGCAGAGGGGGAAAGGGAAGAGAACCAUUCCCAUGCAUAAGCGCCCCUUUCCAUAUGAAAUCGAUGAGAUUCUAGGUGUUCGAGAUCUCAGAAAAGUCCUAGCCUUGCUUCAGAAGUCAGACGACCCCUUCAUUCAGCAAGUGGCCCUGCUCACCCUGAGCAACAAUGCCAACUAUUCGUGUAAUCAAGAAACAAUCCGAAAGUUGGGAGGCCUCCCAAUUAUUGCAAACAUGAUCAAUAAGACUGACCCCCACAUUAAGGAAAAAGCCUUGAUGGCCAUGAAUAACCUGAGUGAAAAUUAUGAGAACCAGGGCCGACUUCAGGUGUACAUGAAUAAAGUGAUGGAUGAUGUCAUGGCCUCUAACCUGAACUCGGCGGUGCAGGUAGUUGGGCUAAAAUUUCUAACGAACAUGACUAUUACUAAUGACUACCAGCACCUGCUGGUCAAUUCCAUUGCAAACUUUUUCCGCUUGUUAUCUCAGGGGGGUGGAAAAAUCAAGGUUGAGAUUCUAAAAAUCCUUUCAAACUUUGCUGAAAAUCCAGACAUGCUAAAGAAACUUCUUGGUACCCAAGUGCCGUCAUCAUUCAGUUCCCUUUAUAAUUCUUAUGUGGAAUCAGAAAUUCUUAUUAAUGCCCUUACUCUAUUUGAGAUUAUCUUUGACAACCUCAGAGCAGAAGUGUUCAACUACAGGGAAUUCAACAAGGGGUCCCUGUUUUACUUAUGUACUACAUCUGGGGUGUGUGUGAAGAAAAUUCGAGCCUUAGCAAAUCACCAUGACCUCUUGGUGAAAGUGAAAGUUAUAAAGCUGGUAAACAAAUUCUGAUUGAUCUGUGCCCUCAAGAUGUGAGAUCUCUCAGUUUUCCAGGCUGGAAGCAUUAACAAUGAGACAUUAUUGUUUUUCUACUUGUGUGUAUAGUACGGGAAUUAUUCGGCUGCCAGUUUUGAAUAAUGUAUCAUUCGGAGUGAUGUUAUCUGUGAUAGUCACCAGCUUUAAGCGGAACCAUUUUCUGAAUACCAAAUAGUCCUAUAGUCCUGUAGUCCUGUGAUGUGAAUUGUGCUGCUUGGGUCGAGUAUUUCCCCUGGGUCCUCUGUGAACUGAUAAGUAAUCUUGUCUGUGAAUGGCCUACUCAGCUCUUACUUGUUUUGACUUGAAUUUUUGUCACCAAAGACUUCAUAUGUGUACCAUCAAUAAAGUGUAUGUUGCAAAAUGGCAA
Rattus norvegicus (Norway rat) is the source of this 3452-nucleotide messenger RNA. It is a transcript of the gene Armcx2, whose product is annotated as armadillo repeat containing, X-linked 2. The record is from RefSeq and is a predicted model, not a curated record. Gene Ontology annotation, cellular component: axon cytoplasm; mitochondrion; mitochondrial outer membrane. NCBI's taxonomy places the organism in Eukaryota, Metazoa, Chordata, Mammalia, Rodentia, Muridae.